AACAAAUUUUGGGAAGCCGAUGGAGAGUUGAAAGAGCUGUGGACACAACUGUCCACAGCAAUGAUGCAAGAAAAUGGCAAUGCAGAUGGAGAUUGUGGUCAAAACAAAUUUUGGGAAGCCGAUGGAGAGUUGAAAGAGCUGUGGACACAACUGUCCACAGCAAUGAUGCAAGAAAAUGGCAAUGCAGAUGGAGAUUGUGGUCAAGUGAAUGAUAAUGGAACAUCGAGACCAGCAACUCCUUCUGAAAAGGCGGCAUGCAAGUAUUUGCAUGCCGGCUUCACCGAACUGUAUAAGGCGCCGGAUGCGGCGCCGCCGGCGCCGUCAGGCGCCGGCAUCUUAUCUAAGAACAACCCAUCGUUUAGACAAACGAUGGGUUGUUUUUUACUUCACGCUUAUGCACAACAUAUGAAGAAGAAAGCUGUUUGUGACAUAGAGCAAGGAAUAAAACAAGCAUUUGAUUUGUGGAAGGAACCGCAGAAUAAAGAUGGAACUUCCUGCCACAAGGACGGUGCCAAUGGCAAGGAACCUUGUGUUCCUUGCCAUUGGAAAGAGACCGACUAUAACAGUUGCACAGUUAACAUAAAUGGCACAGAACCGACGAACGUAAAAAAGAAAUUGGACGUCAUCAUCCCGGAAGGCGACCCCCACAUUAAGACAAUGGCAGAACAAGUAAAUAAAGUAGACAGUCUAUGUGACCAAGUCCAAUGUGUCACAACUCGAUGGAUGAAGGACAGAACGAACAAUGGCGGUGAGGAGCGCAAAUGGACUGACGUGUGGACAGAAGUUAAAGGGCAAAUCACCGCCCUUGGCGGUGCGAUUAGCACCGCCACAUCUAAAGAGAAGAAAGACCAAUAUGAAACCUACUGCAGUGGUAUAGAUGAAAGCAAAGGAAAGGAUGCUUGCAUCCUUAUAGCAGCAGGAUUAAAAAGUCUCUACGACAUCAAGGACAACGACAACGGUAACGAUGCCGUUACGGCAUCGUUCCAAAGAACGAUGCGUUGUGUUUUAUUAAAUGCCAUUGCAGAUAAAUUAGAAAGUAGCGAAUUUCCCUGUACGGAUGAAAAGAAAGUGGCCGAUGCGAUAAAGAAGGCAUUCGAGAAGAGUGUUGACAUUGAGGAUAAAAGUGACGGUUGCAAGAAUGGUACUGCUGCGUGCUUUAAGUGUGAUAGGGUAUCUUUAAAGAAUCUUAUGAAUUGCCAAGUUGGCGAAAACAGAGAUAAGGAGUUAAAGGACAAAGUAGAAGAAAUGCUCCAGGAGGACGGUGCUAAGGAUGAAAUAAAGAAAAUUAAUGACCAAGCUAUAAAGGACAUAUGUAAACCAUGUACAGAGACUACCUUCUGUGAUCGCCUGAAAUGUUCAAUUGCGAAGUGGGGAAAAAAUAGGGGUGGGGGAGUACCGACCUGGCAUGAACUGCAGGAUCACUUCAAGUGGAGAUUGGGGGAACUCGCAACCCACAUGGGGGUCGCAGCACAUCAGAAUGAAGUUGCCGAACACUGCAAAGACAACAAUGGCACGCCUUGGGAAGCCGGCCCAGCCGGGGAUGCCAAUAAAACAGCAUGCACGCUUGUGGCGGCAGGAUUACACCGCAUUUCGAGUAUUCAACAUAAAUAUAAGAAGGAUAAUGUGACACCCACGGAAAAUAAUAACCCCUUCGACCACCAAGAGUUUCAGCAAUUAGUUUCUUGCUUAUGGUUAAAGAGGCUCGUAGAAGAAAUGGAAAAAAGAAGUAUAAUUUGCGAUAUAUCUAAAGGGAUAAAAAAGGGUUCUGAGGCGUGGAUACAAAUUAAAGGAAAAUGUACGAGGGAGCCCUGUAUUGACUGCAAUUUGGACGAACUUCACCAAUAUGAAGAUUGCCAGAUUGUUAAAGACGUUCCCAAUGUAAAGCCUAAAUUGGAACCACUGCUCGCAGGGGAGAAAAAGGCGAACGUUGAUAAAACCUUGGAUGCAAUAACUAAAACAAAAGGAAAUGCCGAUUCUUCAUUAUGUCCCCGUUUACAAUGUCUAGCAUCCAAAGUUGAAGCACUUAAAGCACAAGGACAGAAUGCUAAUGCG
Molecule: messenger RNA, 2052 nt
Organism: Plasmodium knowlesi strain H
Lineage: Eukaryota; Apicomplexa; Aconoidasida; Haemosporida; Plasmodiidae
Product: SICAvar, type I (fragment)
Exons: 5
Source: RefSeq, a predicted model, not a curated record